CUAUGGUGGCUUCUUCCUGACAGAAACCCUUUUCCCUCCGCGGAGGCCUCGGGCCGGCUCCUAGUUCCUUCCGGUCUCCCCAACUCUGGGGGGCACCCGCCCCGAGAUCUAAGUCUUUGCCUCCCCUCCUUCUCCCACGGCAAUGGAGCUGGAGCCGGCGGCGGCAGUGGUGGAGAGCUCGAUCCCGAAGCCCGAGCCGCCCCAGCCUCGGAGGCGCAGCCACCGGGCGGCCGUGUCCCGGACGUUGAGCGCUGGCGAGACCGAGGCCCAGCUGGACGAUCCCGCCUCGGGGCCGAACCAGCGGAGGAGAUACUCCCUUCGGAGAGGCAGUUCCUUCACAUUUCUAACACCUGGGCCACACUGGGAUUUCACUUUGAAAAGAAAACGAAGAGAAAAAGAUGAUGAUGUUGUAAGUCUUAGCAGCCUGGACCUUAAGGAGCCAAGCAAUAAAAGAGUUCGCUCUUUGGCCCGGGUCUCAUCUUUGGCAAAUUUAAUCUCUCCUGUGAGAAAUGGAGCAGUCAGACGUUUUGGUCAAACAAUACAAUCAUUUACACUUCGUGGUGACAAUAGAUCUCCUGCUUGUGCCCAGAAGUCAUUUAGCAGGGCUACUGUCCCAACUCCUUCUAAAAGAAGAAACAGUGUAAGAUGGUCAGAGAUGUUAGAUAUCAACAUGAAAGAAUCUUUAACCACCAAAGAAAUCAAGCGUCAGGAGGCAAUAUAUGAAAUGCUCCGAGGAGAACAGGAUUUAAUUGAGGAUCUUAAGCUUGCCAGAAAGGCCUAUCAUGACCCCAUGUUGAAGUUAUCUAUUAUGUCAGAAGAAGAACUCACACACAUAUUUGGAGAUUUAGAUGCCUACAUACCUCUGCAUGAAGAUCUGUUGGCAAGAUUAGGGGAAGCAACAAAGCCGGAUGGGACAGUAGAACAAAUUGGUCAUAUUCUUGUGAACUGGUUGCCAGGUUUAAAUGCUUAUAGAGGAUACUGCAGUAACCAGCUUGCAGCUAAAGCUCUUCUUGAUCAGAAAAAGCAAGAUGCAAGAGUUCAAGAUUUCCUUCAACGUUGCCUUGAGUCUCCUUUCAGUAGAAAAUUAGACCUCUGGAGCUUUCUAGAUAUUCCUCGAAGUCGCCUAGUCAAAUACCCUUUGUUGUUAAAAGAAAUUCUCAGGCAUACACCCAAAGACCACACUGAUAUAAAACCUCUAGAAGAAGCUCUGUUGGUAAUACAAGGAGUACUCUCUGAUAUCAACUUGAAGAAAGGAGAAUCAGAAUGCCAAUAUUAUAUUGACAAACUGGAAUAUCUGGAUGACAAGCAGAAGGAUCCUAGGAUCGAUGCUAGCAAGGUGUUGCUUUGCCAUGGAGAACUGAAGAAUAAAAAUGGACAUAAACUCUAUAUUUUCUUGUUUCAAGACAUCCUUGUAUUGACUCGUCCUGUCAUACGCAAUGAACGUCACUCUUACCAAGUCUACCGUCAGCCUAUUCCUGUCCAGGAGCUGGUUUUAGAGGACCUGCAGGAUGGUGAUGUGAGAAUGGGAGGUUCAUUUAGAGGUGCUUUUAGCAACUCAGACAAAGCUAAAAAUAUCUUCAGAGUUCGUUUCCGAGAGCCUUUGCCAGGGCAGUCCCACACUUUACAGGCAAAUGAUGUGUUCCAUAAGCAGCAGUGGUUCAAUUGUAUCCGAACCGCCAUUGCUCCCUUUCAACAGACCACCAGCCCAACAGAGUUUAAGGGUUUGUUGGAGCUCAAUAAGGAGUGUGAAAAGAACACCACCUUGCCAUCACACAUCAAAGCCCAAAGGAAGUCAUCAACACUUUCUGAUCUUGUUCCUCUAGAAGUGGAUGAAAAUUCCCCAGAAUAUACUUCCAGUGUAGCUAUAAAUGAAGACUCCACAGAUAUAAAAGAAUACAGAAUACAAUCUGGGUCCCAAAAAGCACAAGAGAAGGCCCAACUGAAUGAUAAAAGGAAAGAGACUUUGGUAUAAAGGGGACCAUGUACCAACUGCAGAAAAGACUUUAUAAAUAUGUACAGUUUUUUUUCAUGUAAUGUGAACAUAAUAAGGUUACUUUAUUCUAAUGUGUUGGUUUUUUUAAUGGCAGCUAUUGGUAUACUAAUAACUGUUAAAUUAAGGUCUGUUUUUUAAAGAAUAUGGAAUUUAUGUUUUCUUACUUUGUGCAGAAAGUCAGAUGUUUUUAAGGCUUAGCAUAAUUAGAUUGGAAAUUUAAAAGGUAGAUUGUUCAUAAGUUCAGAUCUCCCAUGGCUUCUUUUGUUUUCUAUUUUUUUCCAAUUAUCAUAAAAGCAAUUUUUACCAUUUAAAAAUAUUUUGAGUUCCAAAUUCACCCUACCAUCUUCUCCCCAUCAGUGAGAAGGCAAGAAAUUUGAUAUAAUUGAUUUGUGUGCAGUCAUGCAAAGCAUUUUCAUAUUAGUCAUGUUGCGAAAGAAAACACAGACCAAGAAAAAUAAAGUUAAAAAAAUCUGCUAUGGGUUCUGGAUAUCAACUGUGAUAUUUGAAAUGUCAGCAAAACUCACAACUUUGCAAAUGCUAAUUCUCUACAAGUAUUUUUUCCACAAACCUUGCAACUGAACUUUUCUUAAAAUUGAGUUUUUACACAGGCACUUAAAAUCAGCAUAAUAUUUUAAAAUAUGAAUUGAAAUACAAAUUCUUUGGAAAACAGACCUCGUAAUGUAAUAGUUUCCAUUUUAACAACUGGAACUCUGGUUUUUUUACUGCACAUUCUUCAUUUUUCAUUUAUAUAAUAACCUGCCAUUUAUUUACUCUUUUUUUUUAUUGUAAAGUAGUAUUAAGGAUUUUUUUUUUAAGUUUUGAUGGUUUUUCAAAUUGGCAUUUCUUUAAAGUUUGACCUUCCUGUCUUAAAUAUGUGUAUAUAUGUGCGUGUAUACAUAUAUAUGUAUAUUUUUAAAUAAUUUUAGCCAUACUAUUCCUUGAGCCAGUAAAAAGGUGUCAUCUAUUAAAUGUAGUAUUUUGGGAGGUGGUAAACCCAUGUUAAAGGGCUUGAUCAUGCUCUACACUACUGAAAGAGAGCUGCUGAGAUGCCCAGUGAAAGUCUUAGGGCAGAAAGGAGAGAAGGAGAAGGUCAGUUUGGCUGGUACCAAGGUUUGAAAAGGAAAAAGAGGAGUGGUUCUGUCUUAAAAGUAAAGUAGCUAGUCUCUGCCAGAAUGUGAAAACCUAAAGUAUUGAGGACAAACCAAAGUGGUAUAAAGCAAGUUGAAGAGGGCCGGAGGAAAUUGAACUUUAUCGAAAGGCGUUAAGAACAGUGAAUAAGAAAGGAAUUUGGGAAAAGGAGGGAUGUGGAGCAAAGUAAAGUAUGACCAAGUUGGCUAGUGGUAUUGUAGUGGUUUAAGGAGUAAGGCUUUGGGAGGUCUUCCCAAGAUGUUUCAUGGGUAAUGUGUCAGGAAGAGUAAUUAGAGUUUUGCUUUCCAUCUGUUAAAAAAAAAAAAAACCACCACACAAGUCCAGUGCAUCCCUAUAGUGGCUAAAAUUUUAAUCACAGCUUACAUAUUUUGCAGUGGAAAGAAAAAUUGGAAAAGUUUG
Dromiciops gliroides (monito del monte) is the source of this 3541-nucleotide messenger RNA. It is a transcript of the gene NET1, whose product is annotated as neuroepithelial cell transforming 1. Gene Ontology annotation, biological process: positive regulation of Rho protein signal transduction; intracellular signal transduction. The record is from RefSeq and is a predicted model, not a curated record. NCBI's taxonomy places the organism in Eukaryota, Metazoa, Chordata, Mammalia, Microbiotheria, Microbiotheriidae. Gene Ontology annotation, molecular function: guanyl-nucleotide exchange factor activity. The coding region runs from base 143 to 1972 and encodes 609 amino acids. The transcript is spliced from 12 exons.